This is a messenger RNA of Exaiptasia diaphana, 2083 nucleotides long. Its product is annotated as photoreceptor-specific nuclear receptor. The coding region runs from base 78 to 1223 and encodes 381 amino acids. Gene Ontology annotation, molecular function: zinc ion binding; nuclear receptor activity; RNA polymerase II cis-regulatory region sequence-specific DNA binding. Lineage: Eukaryota; Metazoa; Cnidaria; Anthozoa; Actiniaria; Aiptasiidae. The record is from RefSeq and is a predicted model, not a curated record. Gene Ontology annotation, biological process: anatomical structure development; cell differentiation; regulation of transcription by RNA polymerase II. The transcript is spliced from 5 exons.
UCUAGCAAAGCUCUUCAACGCUMCAAUACAAGUGUAGUUUGUGUAUUUUGGAGGAAUUUUUCACAUUGGAAACCAAAAUGAAUGAGACAUCUUCGAGAUUCGAGCAAAARCGCAAAAAUGAUUCCAAACCCAUGAUUUUGUGUAAAGURUGUGGAGAUCGAGCGUCGGGUAAGCAUUAUGGUGUGACAACAUGCGAUGGAUGCCGUGGAUUCUUUAAACGCAGUGUCCGUAGAAACCUKGUCUACCARUGCAAAGAGAAAGGGGUGUGCCCGAUUGAUGUCGCUCGCAGGAAUCAAUGUCAGGCUUGUCGCCUGAAGAAAUGCUUUGAUGUGCGAAUGAAUCGAGAUGCUGUACAGCAUGAAAGAGCACCAAGAACCAGUCAUUACAAACAAACUAUCACCCAGUCUAAUCUAAAACCCAUCAAGCGAAAACAUUCUCUUGAACAAGAAAACAUUGAGAACGAGCCUGAAUUACACGUCAGGGCCAAGAAAGAGCCUUACGAUCAUGAUUUCUCUUUGAAAGGAGGUGCCUUUAUUGCUAGGGGAUCGAAAGAAAUGACCCCAGUUACUAUAGCGACGACCAAUUUAACCCCACCCUCCACCCCACAGUACAAUAAUGGUACAUUUGUUUAUAUGGCAUCACCUGAGAUGAUCUAUGAAUCAGCGAUACGAAUUCUUUACAUGACAGUCAAAUGGGUUCGUAAUAUUCCAACAUUCCUGGACUUACCAUUCCGUGACCAGGCUAUAUUACUGGAGGAAGGAUGGUCUGAGCUSUUUAUUCUCAGCUUGGCGCAGUGGAACAUGGUUCUUGAUAUGAGCUCAUUGAUAGCAGCUGCUGGUGCAAGCCAAGGUUCAGAAGACAGCACGGCUGAAAGCAUCAAUAAUAUACGAACACUACAGUAUAUUGUAUCAAGACUUAGAUCCGCUAACAUUGACCAAACGGAGUUUGCUUGCCUUAAAGCCAUCUUGCUUUUUAAGCCAGAUAUUCGUGGKUUGCGUUCUGCCAGUGAAGUUGAACUUCUUCAAGAUCAAGCACAAGGAAUGCUUGGAGARCACGACCGUCAAAACUACCCUGAUCAGCAGGUUCGCUUCGGAAAGCUUCUCAUAACAUUAUCAAUAUUAAAGUCAAUCACGACUAAAGCCAUUGAACAGAUCUUCUUCCGCGGAACCCUUGAUUCAAUACCGAUGGAGAGACUGUUGUCAGAUAUGUUUAAAUCGUGUUGAGAAUUAGAUGACAAUUCRUUCUUCCGAGAUCAAAAUUGAUCAAGAUUUAUGCAAAUGGUUUAUAAUAUGUAUAUAAGGAUACCGUUGAUCGGUUUAUUAGAGAAUUUCAAACAGUCACGUGAUAUACCAUGAUGUCAUGAUAUACGAUCACAUGACUGAUGAUGCUUUUUACAAMAAAAGAAUCCCACCUUAGCCUGGGUUUUAACUCAUGGACAGGCUGCACCAAGUACCACUAACUUAGCCUCCACUGCAGGCGAUGUUUGGAAUUCCCUGUGUAGAUACUCACCAAACGAAUAUUAGUGAACUAAAUAAUUCACUAACGAUUUUCCUCCAUUACGUGAUGGCAAACAUUACCUAUUGGGUAGCAGAAACCACCAAAGCAUUUUAAAGAAGGAAAUUCAAUUUAUUUAGGACGAAGAAACUGGUAUCUGCUAUUCAAUGAGCAAAAUCUCUCAUAAGAAAACCACUGUCCCUCGACACAUAGGUUUAAUUAAUUGAAAUGAGAACGAUUCGAAAAAUGGUGGACUAAUUCAACUAUGAAUUGGUCCAAACUGUGAAACUUCUAGUGAUGUUGCAAGAACGAGAGGUCAGUAGACAUCAACUCUAUGUAAAUUGUCCAUCAUUUUUCGAAUUAUAACAAGCCAGAAAAUCUAGAUUUAAAUAUAGAAAUAUAGCUAACAAGCUUUUUAUAUAGAGAGCAAUUGAAAUAUUUAUUUUAUAUCACUUCUUUGUAAAUAUAUUGAUUUGUUUUCAGUACAUUUUUAGAAAACAUUAGUAUCGAUAUUGCACCUYACUAGCGGGUGCCUUUAUAUUUGCUAUAAAUUAUUCAAUAAACUAUGACACGCUAUUCAGAAAACUGA